CGAUAUAGAAUGACAGCACAUUGCCACAAUUUAAAUGACGCUGUCUCUGCCUCUUCGGAAGGACAGAUCCUCCAGAGAGCACCAGCCACAGAAACUGUCCACCCUUGCAAAAAACUUCUUUAUCAUGGCGUAUAAAGCAGCACAUUUGGCCUUUAAGUCACGCUGGCACAAGACAGACGAAGAACUCUGUCGGCACAGUAUGUCCUUCAUCUUGCAUAGGGCGAUCCGAAAUGACUUCUUUCAGAGUUACCUUUAUCUGCUGGAAAAGCUUCCCCUGGUGAAACUUUACGCUUUGACAAGUCAAGUUAUCAAUGGGGAGAUGCAGUUCUACGCCAGGGCCAAACACUUCUACCGGGAGGUGCCAGCCACAGAAGAGGGCAUGAUGGGAGACUACAUUGAGCUCUCCAAUACAGACAUUGAAUCCUCCAGGGAGUUUCUCAGGAAGUUUGUUGGGGGGGUGGGGAAAGCUGGCACCAACCGCGCCCUGGACUGUGGCUCUGGGAUAGGUCGUAUCAGCAAGCACGUCCUGUUACCAGUUUUCAAGAGCGUGGAACUGGUGGAUAUGAUGGAGAAUUUCCUGGCUGAGGUCCCGAACUACCUGCAGGGCAAGGAGGACAGAGUAGAGAUGUAUUAUUGCAAAAGCCUCCAGGAAUUUACUCCAGCUCCACAGAGAUAUGAUGUCAUCUGGAUUCAGUGGGUUUCAGGAUAUCUGACAGAUAAAGAUCUCCUGGAGUUUCUCAUCCGGUGCCAGAAUGGCUUGAAGGAUAAUGGUGUUAUCAUUCUCAAGGACAAUGUAGCCAGGGAGGGCUGUACCCUGGAUUGUCUGGAUAGUAGUGUGAUCCGAGACCUGAACAUCCUCCACAGCCUCAUUGAAAUGAGUGGACUCACCAUCCUACAAGAGGAGAGGCAGGAGGGAUUCCCUGAGCAGUGUGUGCCUGUCUGGAUGUUGGCCAUGCAGAAAGGCCCUGGCCAUUCCCGAUUGCAUAGUGAGACUGCGGAGACUGGACUAUGGAUGAACCGCAGGACUGGGAAGGAGAAAAGCAUCGACUAGAAUCCUCCUAACCAUGCACUGCUACUACUACAAAUCUAGGGCAGCAACUCCUAAAGGAACAAGGGGGAAUUACAAUUGAGCCAUCUUCUCCAGGGAAUAGUCUGCUUCUGAAUCCUGCCUGCUUCAUCAUUCUCUCCAUUUUUAAAAGUCUUUCUAACAGCUCCUUGUCAGAUCUCCCUUUCAUUAAGGAGUCAAUACUGGACAAAACUCAACUAAUAUAGAAAAUAAUUAGGUCUGAAGUUUCUGUAGUGGCUAAUACAUUUUGGAGUGUUCUGUACGAGGUGUUAACAAAUAAACCCGUUUUUUACUAUGGCACUUAAAUCUUCUUGGAAUUCAAGAACGAUCUGUCUGAUCACUGAAGCAGGAAAUUCAAAUAACUUCUGGAAAACCAACCCAAAUUUUGACUGUCAUCACUAUCAUGACUAUACACUAUCUGUACUUUAAAAUAUUUAAACGAAAAAUGUAAGGAAAGUUUUACCCAUCUGUUGGCAUCAGCUAUGCAGUUUUGGGUGUUUUUUUCCGUGUUUGUCAGUUUGGACAAUAAGACAACCUGGUUAAUUUUCCAUUUUUAGGAACUACUUUAUCUUCCUGAUGUUUCUGUCACAGAACAAUAGUGGUGCGUAAGGGUUUUCACACUCCAGGGGAAAACUUAGAUGACAAGUAUAUGCAUGUUUGCAUUGAAAUUUUGUGAAAAGACUGCCCCGCAAAUUACAUUCUGGAAAAUAUUUUUUCAAAAUGUUCACAGUGGAAACCACUUGAAAGCUUCUCUUUAUUAUUCAUACCACUGUAAAUUUCUUUCUUUCCCACAUUCAGAACAAGUCUGGCACCAUAUGCAGAGCUAAUGGGAUUUCAUGGGGUGUUAAUAGUAAGACUGUAUGAAGAACUAAUACAGUAUUGUAUUAAUUAAGAACUGUACUAAACUGCAGAGGGUGUUAGCGUAACCCAAAAGCAUCUAUGAUUUAUAUUCAAACAGCAGCUGUAUAAGCCUGGAUUUGAAAAUACUAACACACAUACCAUCUCCUUAAGCCUCACCGAAAUUACACAUUAAGCCUCUUGUAUCCUUCAUGUAGGCGCAGAAAAUGCUGUGGGAGGACAGAAGUUCAUUUUGCAAAAAAAUUCAGAAUUUGAAAUUCUGCUUCAUUCUGAAUGAGGACAAGAAGGGAGAAUUUUGAAAUUCUUUAUGAAGGAAAACCACACAACCGCAGAGUUUUCCAAGUUGAUUAAAAUUUUUCAUUCGGACAAAAUCAAAUGUUUCUUUUGAAUCGGACUUUUAAAAUAAUUUGCACUUAGAAUAUUAUUAAAUGCAGUAAAAAUUAAAUAGGGCAUGUUCAAGAUUUUAGAAAUUAAUGAUAACAUUACAAUGGACUGUUCUGACUCCAUCAGAAUUUUUUUCAUGUUUUAUUCCCCUGAAAUGAAAUUCUGGCAAAACUUAGCAGACCUUUCAAAGGGUUGCGUUAUGACAAACCUCCAUGUUGUGAUGGAAAGACGUUCUGUAAAACAUCCUCCGCAUGACUGUAGGCACAAUUAUCUCUGUCAGAUAUUGUCAUCUGUGUUAGAUUAACUCACAUAGAAGCCUGAAGAUAACGAGAUCAGGGAACCUCUCAGCUGGAUUUUAGUACACUUUGCCAUCCUUUGAUAAUGAAUCUCCAGUUUUGGUUUUAAUUGUAUAACUCAUCUUCUCUAGCAAUAUGGUUGCAUAUGUUGAGAAUUUCCAAUUUAUGGCAGAGGGCUUCCUGCGGUCAAAUCUUAUUCAGUAAUUGUUCUCUUAAUGUGCCAUCGCUAAUUGUAGCAUUAAGGAAAACAACCCUGGUGAUUUGGUGAAUAUUCUGGCAUGUCAUAUAACCUAGAAGCCUAUGAUUCCCAUGACACAGAUGCUUCUGGAAUGUUUUGGCUAAUUCUUCCAUUUUAAUCAACUGGUAAUGGACGUAAAUUUAGUAUAUAACAUUGUUAAAAACCCUAGGUGAACAGUUAGAUUCUGGAAUUGUCCCCAGAACUAAGCCCCUACAGAAAUGUAUCCCCCUUUAAGCCACCACAAUGCUUUCAUUCUGCCGAGGCUGCUAAAAGCUGGUGUGAUCUUUGCGUGCAUAUGAGUAUGUGCAGAUAUCUGAAGGAAACACAGUCAUUUGUUUUACAGGAAAGAGGCAUCUGGCCUAUAGUUAGUAACACUGGUUAGCAAUAACAGGAGAAUAUUUAAACGACCUUUAUGUGGAUUACCAAUUAAUUUGUCCUUCACCAUUUUCUUCUUUCAUCCAAAGACGUCUGCCAUGGUGCAGAAUACUUGGGGACUGCUGGAGAUCCUGGUACAAUCGUGUCUCUGCCAGGCAUAUCUGAAUGGUGUUGGUCACUAUAAUGGUGAGAGAAUGGCAUUGUGGAAAUAGGGAAGUAGACAAUUUUAUACAAAUCUAAACAGCUGCCACAUCUCACAGGGCAGAAUAUAUCAACUGUUCACUUAACACGCCAGAGUGGGUGCAGUUCAGUAAUGAAAGACGUCGUUCCAAGAUGGAUAUAGAAUGUAACGUAGUUUAGGAUGGAAGGUAGAAUAUAAAUGACUGGUAUUGUUAUCAGUGAAAUACAUAUACAUAAACACAUAAUGAAAAUUGGUUCCCUUAACUAUGUGAGAACUGAGACGAGUAAAAUCUUAAUCUAGUAGGAAACCCCAUAUGUCAUGUUCCCCGCAUUCCUGGAAAUUAAUGUUUCAUGGCUAUGUUGCUUCCACAGUAAAAUAUUAAAGCUUUUCUGGUGACAUAAUAAACCUCAGGAGUAAAGAAACACAAGCCCUCCAGGGGCUUAAAUGCAUGAGAUUGCUGCAGACUGAAUAAUAUUUUGGUUUCCUCCUUUUCCAAGGUAUAUUUUAAUUCAAGAACUCCCAGUCAACCAGUGUAGGCCAUCCUUAAGUGUUCGUGAAUUUGGGUAAGGGCCGUUCUUGGCUUAAAAGUUCAGGGCUCUCUGGACUUUACCAUAGUAUAUAAUAAUAAUAAUAAUGAAUCACAAAUUUCAAACAGAAGAUCUUGCUUAGAAAUCAUCUAUGUAUCAGUUGCUCUUUGGUGUUCAAAGACCGGUUAAUCAACUCAGAUGCUCUGCCUCAACUUUCAGGUUACUUAAACCAUGCAUUUAAAGAAGUCUUUAGCUCAUCAGAUUGCAGUGGGAGUUUGAAUCCCAUUUGUUUGGUGCUCAUUUAAAAUUUGUUCCUGACCAGAAAUUUAAUCCAAGAUCAAGACCCUGGCUGAAGCAAGGUUCACAGAACAUUCAAGGUCCUUCAAGCUCAAGCCCUCAUUCACCACUGAUGGGUAAUUAGUGAAAUUCCCAAUUAGUCCUUCAAUUGGAUGUUUCUCCCAGGCAGCCACUACUCAAGUAAACACUUAGCCAAAGUGCAAUAAAGCCCACUUCUGCCAUGUCACCACUAAAGCUCUUGGCAAUGCUUCGUUUCCCCAUAUUAGGUCCGGUGCUUCUAUUCUGUGUGACUGGAGGCCAAGUAUUAUCUUUAUUAUAUGAAUAUGAGGUUCCUUGCAAAAGGGAUCCCCAAGCCCUGAGAGUAGCCCCCAAAUGCUACUGCAACCCAAACAAAAUGUAAGGAAGCAGUUACUACAGCAGUCUGAACAGCAGUCCCAACUCUGCAGCUCCACCAGCCAUCAAAGCUGAAGCUGUUCAUGUUCUGAAAGCAACUCACACAUUACAAAUGUCCUUUCAUUCCUAAUUGGAAGAGAGAGCCAUCAUUUUGAAACAUACCACUGAAUGGAUGUUGUAAAAUAUUUUGUUUCAGAAAUACUGAAAUGAUCAUAUCAGAUAUUUUUAGUUUGACUUUCUUGUUUGGAUGUUUAUACAAUCUAGUCUAAACUGACAUGUUAUAUGAGAUAAUAUAAUACAUGAUAUAAUAUUGUAAUAGUUGAAGUGAAACGAUCGUUUCCUACAGAAUACAGUACAUUCCCUGUCCCCAAAUUCAGUGAAACGAGUCAGCAAUUUCCAGAGGAAACAGUCAUUUCAAGAGGAACAGUCCUGUCAAGAAGUAUUUGCCCAAACCCUUUUUCUCCAGACGUAGACCAUCCAUUCAGGCAGCUUGCCGUGUGCCUGGUCUAGGCAGCAGCCACUUUAGGCUCUUUGACAGGCAAGAAGAAGAAGCUGGCACCUCCAGAGCAAUUCAGACCACCUCAGAGCUGAACUGGCUUGAUAUUUCAGAGAGUAUCCACUCUCCCUGGUGGUUGGACAGUGGGAAUAAAAGUGCAUCCUUGUUAUAACCAAUCCAGUAUUAUCGUCGUUAAUGUCAAACAGAAGUGCAGCGUGUCCUGAGGAGCUGUGACUGUCGAAACCAGAAAAAGGCAUGGGGAAUUUGAUAACCAAACACCCAUUAAAAAUCAAAGUCGUGGUCCCAGGGCACUACAUUAAUGGGAGCAAUAUAUCACUGCAUAAUGCCAACUGACAAAAGCUUUGCCAGUUAUUCCACUGAGUGCCCUGAGUACCUUUAUGCCAUUCACUUUUUUUUUCCAUUCUCUUAAUCCAGGCUCCCCAGAGCGUUUACAAUGGAAUAUCAGACCACAGACCUGUCCAGAGGAACUUGACUGUUAUGUCUGAUUAAAACCAGUUGUGUUGCAUCCCAUCCCUCUUCUCUUCCUUUGAUGCUUCUUCCAACUUGCCAAGAAAAUCCCUCCUCCACUUGCCAAAAAUGAUUUGUUCUCUGUGGACAUCACCACCUCUCACUGAAGUAAAACAGAUUACCUUUGAUUUUAAGAGGAGGUAAUUCUGUUUAUCUAAGAGCAAUAACAACACGCUGUAUUUCAAACAUACAGGUUAAUACCUGUCUCUUUCAGUUGAUGUCAAGUAGGCACUCACAGACCUUUGUACCAAAUAAAGCUCACGUUCUCAUCAUCACCAUAAAUAACAAUAUUUUUAUGACAGUAUACAACCCUAGACCUUGCAGUAUGCGUUAUCAGUGUGUUUGGGAUAAGGAAACUGAGGCAUAGAUGGGUGAUCUGGGCCACAUUACAGCUUUACCUAAGUGGUAGCUGGGAGUGAUCAGCACCUCCACAAAUCAGGCCACUACAGGAACUACAGAGUGUUUUGCAGGCAGGCAUAAACUUAUUCUGGUUAUGCUUCCCGCAGAUUGAAACAGCAUGGUUGUUAUUAGCCUGCUUAUUAGGCCAACCUGAUAUGACCUGCAAAGAGAGGGCUCAGGCUGAACAUUGUGCUUACGAACAUAAACAGCUUCUGUUCCUUUCAAAGCAUUGGAAGAACAACCUGAUGUAUGUCUGCAGCAAAAAUAAAGACUGAAAACUGGUGGAAGGUCUCUCUUCCCUGUAUCUCUCUUACAAAAAUGUUGAAUUUGCAGGCAUUUCAACCUGUUGUGGUAUCUUCAGGCUUCUGAGACUAUAACAUUUUUAGAGGCAUUUGAAGAUGCAGAAGUC
Messenger RNA from Chroicocephalus ridibundus (black-headed gull), 6447 nucleotides. RefSeq names its product N-terminal Xaa-Pro-Lys N-methyltransferase 2 (gene NTMT2). The transcript is spliced from 4 exons. The record is from RefSeq and is a predicted model, not a curated record. Gene Ontology annotation, cellular component: cytoplasm. The coding region runs from base 35 to 1051 and encodes 338 amino acids. NCBI's taxonomy places the organism in Eukaryota, Metazoa, Chordata, Aves, Charadriiformes, Laridae. Gene Ontology annotation, biological process: N-terminal protein amino acid methylation. Gene Ontology annotation, molecular function: N-terminal protein N-methyltransferase activity.